GCUGUGGGGUUUCCAUUAUCUGUCCGGCCACUAAUAAUCAGUUGUUGGACCACCAUCGGAGCCGUUUUUCCUGCAUUCUUAUCGUGUUUUGGUUAUGCUCAGACUUCGUGUUCAGCUGGAGAAGUCAGUCAAUUACUAAACUAUGCUCUAAAUAUUACGGUUUAGAGACAGCGUCACGCCCACUGCUCUGUAAAGACAGUACGAUAGGCUCAAUGGUACAGUUGGUAGCUGAAGAAAGAACCUGCCCCACACAGUGCGAUCAGCUGGCCGACCUAUGUUCGCUAGCAAGCCUCGAUAGCUAGCACCCGUAGCAGCAAAGUGGUACCCACAAAUAUUUGGUUGUACGAUUGGCGUUACCAAGCUACCUAGCUGGAUCGGAGUAGGUCUGAGUUUCUCAUCUGACUGACAGCAUGUCUGUCGGGUAGUGUUGUUGUCAUUUCGGAUUUGAUUUGUUUUAAUGAUCGACCUUUCUGGCAUUUUUCUCGGAGGAGAGAGAGAUGGGCUCCGGGGCCGUGGAUUCGUCCCAGUGGUUGUCAGUGAAGGAAGAGACUAUUUUCCUUCACGAUGGACUGAUUCGGGUCACGGAUCUGGCUGAACUGCCCAGUGAAAUCGGUGUGUCUGAGCAGGGGGACACUGAGCAGGAGAUCCUCACAUUCGAAACGAAGAACCCUGCGGAGCUGGCUGAGCGUCUCCGUGCCGUCUGUGGUAACCAAAGCAAUGCGUAUGCCCGCCUGUUUGAGUACCGUUUGAAUGCGCUGCGGGGCCUGUGGGGGGCCCAGCGUCAGCUGGCCCUGGAGGAACAGCAGGACCGGGAGGGGGCCGGGGGGGGAGAUGAGGAGGCCCUGGCCCUGCUAAAACGACAGGGCCUGCUGCAGCAGCCUGAACAGGCGCCUUUCACUUCCCGUGUGGGCCUGCUACUGGUCUUCCCCCUGCUGCAGUCCCAGACACGCAGUGACCCAGCGCUCUGUGGGGUCACAGCGGAGGUGCUGCUGUCUUGCCUGCGUGACUGCCAGCCCCUCAGCCUCAGCAAGGAACCCGCAGACUGCCUCAACGGCCUGGAGGGGCUGCUCUGCUCCUGGCUGGAGGAGGGGGCUCCGACGUACAUGUUCCAUGCACACAGGCAGAGGGAGAACGCCGCCGCUGCCCUGGUAGCCCUCGCCUGCGCCAGGGGGUCCUUAAAGACCUUUAUCCACACUGUUCACCUGCUGCAGAAACAGACAGACCUGGGCCAGCUCCCUGUGGCUGAUGUGCUCUACAAACUCCUAGUGCUGGAGGGGGGGCCAGGCUCCCCGUCCUGUCUGCUCGGGGGCAAGCACAGUGUUUCCUGGGGCUUUGAGGACAUGCUGCCUACACCUGACAGCAGCAAUGGAGGGGCAGAGACUAAAGACACAGACCUGGGGCGCUGUCUGGCCACAGACGGGCUCUAUCUCUACACCACUAACUCCUUUGGGAGAGGAAUCAGCAAGCUGGGCUCCGGUUUGCACGGGACACUGAGGGGGUUUGUGUACUGUCGGAAUGAGGAGUUUGAGGCGGGCUGGGUGGUGUUCAGCAGCGGCCGCCUUCUCCACCGCCCCGCCUCCUUUGAUUUCAAGCCCCAUCAGCUGUGCCACGUCAUCGACCCCUUCACCCUUCAGGCGUGCCAGAUCGUGUCAAUGCCAGCCCACCACUUCCCUGUGGGCAGCAGCGUGACCACGCUGCACCUGUGCUCAGAUGGAACCUACCUGUACUGGGUGUGGUCUCCCGCCAGCCUUAACGAGAAGACCCAGAAAGGCCACUCCAUCUUCAUGGAUGUCUUUCAGCUGUCGCUGGAGACAGGGUUGUGUGUGGCAGACGUCCUGCAGGAGAGGGUGAUCCUGACACGGAAGGAGGGCGAGUCUUCCAAGUGUCUAAACGAGCUGCUGCUGAGCCGCAUGUCGCGCUUCCGCGCCUCCCACUCCGCCACGCUGGCCGCUCUCACCGGCUCUGCCAUCUCCAACACUGUCAAGGAGGAGCAGUCCGUGAACACUAGCUGUGGCCUCCCUCUGAAGACUCUGAGGAAGACGCCCAUGUAUGUGUGUGGGACCUCUCUGGUGAUGCUGGCAUCUCCGCCCGGCGUGUCUGGCAGUUCUACCACACGCUCCCUGUUUGGAGGCACCAGCGGUCUGUCCUCCCUGAAAAUCCUCUCCUCCAGUCUGGUGUUCAACCUAGCUGAUGGUCAGUUCAGCAGCCGGGCAGACCUCAUUGAUGCCCCUGGCAGUUCUCUGGGCAGGGGUGCCCAGGUGGCAGGGCUAGGAGCCUGCUAUGACGCCCUCAACAACUUGAUCUGGACCUGCUCCAGUGACUACAUGGACCAGUGGUGUAACCCUGGCAACCAGGCCUUCCAUCACAUGUGCCAUAGGCUUGGCGUCAGCAAUGUCAUCAAAGAACCCAAAGAGGAGACCGUGGCCACCGGUGAGGUGAUCAACCAGCUGCUUCACCAUGUGGGCGCUAUGUGCAUCCACCAGCUCAACCUGCUGGCAGCCAGCAGUAGCCUGCCCCUGGGCACCCUCCUGGGCAAGCAGCACCCCAUCGAUGCUCGCCACUUCAGCAGCAUAUGUGACAUCAUGGAGAAAGCCAUGGUCAAUGGGGACAGCUGCAUCAUCCGCUGCAUCCUGGUGGUGUUCCAGGUGGUGUUCAGGUUCUUCAACCCUCAGUCGGAGCAGAACAGGGAGAGCGUGCGGCGUUCAGGUCUGCUCCUGUGGCAGCUGCUCAUGGCACCGGUGGAUCAGAUCGGACCAGAGAUCCAGGCAGAAGUGUGCCUGGCUAUCAGCUCGGGUUUGAAUACCUUGUAUCAGGGGGAGUCUGAACUCAACAACCUGCUGAAGCUGGUCCUGACAGAAGGGGAGAGGAACAGUGGUCUGUCUCAGCUCCGUGAUGUCAUCCUCACCAACCUGGCUGACCAGCUGCAGAAAAAUCGAUUUGGGAGUGACGAAGAUGACCACUACAGACUCAGUGAUGAACUCCUGCACAGCAUCCUGAAAACCGUUGUCCGUGAAUCCUGCCGUCUUAUCACCAAAUGUCAGACUGUCGCCAGGGACGACUUCCAGAAGCUUCUCUCCACUGUGCCAGUGGCCUCAUCAAGCCUGCGCUACCUCAUGGCCAUUCAGAACCACCUGCUUAGCAACACUGUUCUGAUCUGCCCCGACGACAACGACGACAGUGACAACUCCCUACAAGGGGAAACAAUGAAGGUACAGGAGCUGCAGACCAGCAUCCUGUCGCUGGCCACCAAGAUCCUGGUGGGGUGUGACGAGGUGCUGGAGAGCCUGCAACAGGUGACCACUGCCCUCAUCAACAGUGACAUCACCGACCGAGAGACCAGGCUGAAGGGCUUGGAGCAGAUUACCAAGGCUACAAUGCUGGGGCACCUGCUGCCGGUUCUGCUCACCUCUCUGAUGCACCCCAACCUGCAGACACUUGCGCUCGCCGACACCCUCAUGCCCCAACUAGUGCAGCUAGUCCUCUACACCAGCCAGACUGCUCUGCUGCUCAAGACCCAGUCUCCUCUCUUCACUGACAGCACUCCAUUGGUAGGAGGGCCGCUGGGCCAAAAGACGCCUGCUGCUGCUGAUGACAGCUUUAGAAUUCUAGAUGAGCGGGAGGAGCCAGGCUUCCUAACAGGCCUGAAGAUCCCUGCGCCGUGGGCUGCUGGGAAGACGGUGGAGACGGUCCACCCGGUGCGAGACAACUAUAAGUUCAAAGAGACGGUACACAUUCCAGGAGCACGCUGCCUUUACCUGCGCUUCGACUCCCGCUGCUCCUCACAGUACGACUACGACAAGUUGGUGAUGUAUGCCGGGCCCAACACUAACAGUCGCAAGGUGACUGAGUAUGGAGGCAACACUCUGGGCUAUGGCAGUCGCAGUGUCCUAGGGACAGGUUGGCCCAAAGACCUGGUCAAGGUGGAGGGGGACACAGUGACAUUCUCCUUUGAGAUGAGGAGUGGGCGCGAGCACAACACCCCAGACAAAGCCAUGUGGGGGUUCUCCUGCACUGUCCGAGCCCAGGAGUCAUCGGAGGAUGUCUCUGGGGGUCUCCCCUUCCUGGCAGACCUGGCGUUGGGUCUGUCUGUACUAGCCUGCUCCAUGCUCCGCAUCCUCUACAACGGACCUGAAGUAACCCGAGAGGAGGACGCUUGCCAUGACCUGCUCUGCUCCAAGCUGCUCCAAAGGUGCCAAUGGCAGGUGGAGGCUAAUGGUGCCCUCUCUCCAGCCCUCACCCCCAGCCCCUCACCCUUACCCCUCACCAUCGAGGAGGACCAGGAGUUCACCUACCCCUCUGAUGUCCUCAUCCCUCCCCCGGGCCUCAUGCCUGGGGCCUACUUUGACCUGCCCCGUAUCCGCCUGCCUCCAGGAAUCAUGGGCCGGCUACGAGAGGUGUCCGGCAGGGGGCGACCACAGUUCCGUCCCAGCAUCAAGGAGGUGAUCAGGCCAGACGUUAUGGAGGAGGUCAUAAUGUCAUGUGUGAUAAAGCAUCUGACGCUGGUGGAUGCUCUCCAGUCACUCGUCAACUUCCAGUACCGCGAGGAGCACGCUGAGGAGUACGACCUGCUCUGUAAGAUCAUGGCCGAGACUUUCAAGAAGAUCAACGCCAUGGAGCGCCAGCUGCAGAGUGUAGCAGAGCUGGAACAGAAGUGGCAGAACGAGGUGGAGGAAGCUCAGCAGGGAAAGCUAGAGAACAAUACUCCAUUCUUCCAUGACUACCACUUCUUUGAGAACAAAAUGAAGGAACUAGAAUUGCUGUGUUCACUAAAAGAGGUCCCACUGGACUGCAGUGAUUUGGAAAACGUUGUCCUCACGCUGAGGGAGAAGUUCUUCCAGGAGGUGAACUCUGUCCACCUAAAAGGUGCUGUGCCGCUGACCAAAACCAAAGCCCUGGUGAAGAGCCUGAUGAACCGCACAGAGCUGCUGCUCCACGUCACCAUCGCUCCUCACUGCAGGAGCCUGAACACCACGCCUGCUGGCACGCCAGCCUGUAAGUCUGUGUCAGACACUAAGACGGUGGUCCCCGGGGUGAAGCAGCCAGUCUUCCUGCGCAGCAUGUCUGCACCCUCCGACCUGGAAAUGAUUGCCAACCAGGACCUGGAGUUCACACACAGCAGCCAAAGGCGACACCACCCUACCAGUCACCGCAGCAGCUCCUUCACACUGCUGCAGUCUCUAGCCAUGGAGGACUGCCGGGACAAGCCAACGUACAGUGUGCUGCUGGGACAGCUCUUUGCCUUCAUUGGGACCACGCCCGACCAGUCAGUGUCCAGCAGCAGUUUCCUGUCUGCGGCUCAGACACGGUGGAGGCGGGGCAGCACGAGGAAGCAGGCCUUGGUUCACAUGAGGGAGCUGCUCACCGCCGCAGUCAGGGUGGGCGGGGUCACUCAUCUGGUGGGCCCUGUUACCAUGGUGCUGCAGGGAGGGCCCAGGAUCGAGGAGCUGACCUGUGGGGGAAUGGUGGAGCAGGUGCAGGAUGCCUUUGGGGAGACCAUGACGUCUGUAGUGUCACUAUGUGCGCGCUACCCCAUCGCUUGUGCUAACAGUAUCGGCAUGCUCUGCACCAUCCCCUAUACCAGGAGUGAGGAGCAGUGCCUGGUGCGCAGUGGUCUGGUCCAUCUGAUGGACCGCCUGUGCAGCCUGAGUGGCCAGAGGGACUGCAGCUCCAAUGAGAAGCAAACCAAGAAGCAGAAGGUGGCCACCAUGGCCUGGGCUGCCUUCCAGGUGCUGGCCAACCGCUGCAUUGAGUGGGAGAAGGUGGAAGGUGGUUCUACAGAUGCGGUGCACUCGGGUCUGGCCCGGCAGGUAUCCAGCCUGCUGACCAACCACCUGGCCAGAGCCACAGAGUGCUGUGGGAACCAGGCAGCAGGGAACGACGCCCUGCAAGAUGUCCUCAGCCUGCUCAACGACCUGUCCAGGAGCCACAUAGGGAAGGCAAUCCUGAGCCAGCCAGCCUGUGUGUCCAAGCUCCUGUCCCUGCUGCUGGACCAGCGGCCGUCUCCCAAGCUGGUGCUGAUCAUCCUGCAGCUGUGCCGCGCUGCCCUGCCCCUGAUGAGUGUGGAGGACUGUGGCAACGUGGCGCUGCCCGCCUGGAGCUACUCCAUCAACACCCUGGAUGCUGAGCAGCAGGACGCCGCCGACCCCGCCUCGCGCAUUGCAGCCCUGCUGCUGGCCAAGCUGGCUGACUACGUAGUACCAGGCUGCCAGACCCUGCUGUCCCCCAGCUCCUCAGAGCCAGACACCAGCCUGAGCCGCUCCAGCCCCAAGGGAACCCUGAAGUCUGAUAAGGACGCUGGGGAGGAGAGCGAGGCUGUGGAUGGCAAACUGUCCAUAUUUAUCCACAAGAGGGAGGACCAGUCCUCUCAUGAGGUGCUCCAGCCACUGCUCAGCAGUUCAGAGGGCCGGCCAUUCCGCCUUGGAACUGGAGCAAACAUGGAGAAAGUGGUGAAGAUGGACAGAGACAUGACCAAGAGUGGUAGCUGUGAGGUAAUCACAGAGGAGGCUGCAGCCGCCCUGAGGAAGGCCAAUAAGUGGGCCCAGUCUGGGCUGAUAGUGAGCGUGGGCCCGCCUGUGGAGGCUCUGGCACAGGAGGCCGCUGGAGGAGUCACCACGGGGGACAAGAAGAAGACCGCUCAGACCGCUGUGUGUCGGGACAGGAACUCUGAACUGGCCCGGUCCGACCCAAUCAGGCCCUUCAUCAGUGGCCAUGUGGCCAACAGUAUGGCUGCUGAGGUUAUCGCCCUGCUGCACAGUCUGCUCACAGCACCUGAAUCCAACACCGCCCAGAUCUGGACCAGCACUGCAGAGAAGGUGCUGUCCAGAGCACUGAUGUUCAUCCCACAGCUGGGGAAGUAUGCUGAGAGCAUCCUGGAGAACGGUAGCAGCAGCAGCAGGAAGCUGGCCAAACUCCAGGCCAUCGGCAGGCAGGCUGUAGCGGCACUCUGCGCCCUUGGAGGCUUCAAGGAGACCAUCAAGAUCGGCUCAGAGGUCCAGGUGGUGGGUAAAGGAGUGCUGGACAGCGUGGGCCUGGUCAUGUCCAUCAAUGAGCAGGAGGGCCUCGCCACAGUAAAGUUCCCUUCCUGCGAGUACAAGAAGGCCUGCAAGGCCUCCGACAUCCUGACGGUGCCCAUCUCCCGCCUCUGCACUCCCCGCUCUGAGGCGCUGCCCCUCUACAAGCUGUCUAUCACAGAGAAGGUGGUGCAGGCGGUACAGUCCAUGCUCCUGCCACAGGAGGGUAGUCUGUCCAUCCACACCUCCCUCCCCGCCUCAGGAGAUGGCUCUAGUCCUGUCAUGGCCGCUGUCCGCCUGCUGGCUGAAAUCAGGACCAGGGCAUGUCUGGUGAUGGCCCAGCUCCUGGAGGACAGUUCGUUCUGUGAAGAGUUCAUUCAGCAGUGUCCUGCUGCUGUGGAGGUGCUUAACCUAGUGGCCCAGGAGUGCAGUCCUGGGGAGCGUCUGGGCAUGGUCGAGGCACAGUGUGAGCGAGUGAGGAUGCUGUACCGAGACUGCGCUCGACCGCCACCCCCUCCCCUCCAGACAGACAGGUGCCAGCCCAAGGAGAUUACAUGGAGUCCAACCAGGGUAUUCCCUCCAGUGCGUGCCUGCAUGUUCUCAUCCCGCCUUACCUCCGUCACCUUCCUGGCCGACCCCAGCGCUGGAGGAGGCCUGCCCAGGGGAACCUUCAUCUAUGCCACCUCACCUGUACCUGUUCAGGCUCCUUCCUUUUACUGGGAAAUAGAGAUUGUCUCCUAUGGAGACUCGGAAGACGACAGCAGCCCUAUUGUGUCUUUUGGUUUUGCCACAGAGGCGGAGAAGAGAGACGGAGCAUGGACCAAUCCUGUUGGCACCUGCCUCUUUCACAAUAAUGGUAGGGCUGUGCACUAUAAUGGCUCCAGUCUGCUGCAGUGGAAGAGUGUGAGGCUGGACGUAGCCCUACUUCCUGGGGAUGUGGCGGGCAUUGGCUGGGAGCGCUCUGAGGGCACCCCUCCACCCCCUGGCCAGGUCUCUAAAGGGCGGGUCUACUUCACCUACUGUGGCCACCGCCUCAGCCCCUUCCUGGAGGAUGUAGCAGGGGGCAUGUGGCCUCUGGUGCACAUUCAGAAGAAGAACACAAAGAUUCGUGCCAACUUUGGUUGCCGGGCAUUUGCGUACGCAGAGGGCCAAGCACACCGCAAUGCUGCUGACUUUUGUGUUGACCUGGCAGAGGAAAUCAGUGCCAACUUCGAGGCCCUCCCCUUCGCCAUGGCAUCCGACAGCGACAAUGAUGCGGGUGCUAGUGUGGCAUCUGACUCUGGAUCCCACGGACCUCCCUGUCGGAUCGCCGCGGUAGCAGUUGCUCAGCAACAGUACAACAGUGACUCGUCGUGUCUCUACAAGGUAGAGCUGAGCUACGAGAACCUGGUCACCUCAGGGCCUGAAGCACACCCCCCGCCUAUCGCUGACGAUGAGAGUGAUGACGAAGAUGAUGACGAUGUUCCCAGGGAGGACCACUAUGCCCUGCUGGUGAAGGCCUGGGAGACCAAGGUGUUCCCCACCAUCCGCCGUCGCUUCCGCAAUGAGGCAGAGAGGAAGUCUGGUCUGGACCAGAUCAAGGGAGCACUGCAGCUGGGCAUGGUUGACAUAGCCCGGCAGACAGUGGAGUUCCUGUAUGAAGAGAACGGUGGCAUCCCCCGGGACCUCUACCUCCCCACCAUCGAGGACAUCAAGGAUGAGGCCAACAAGUUCACCAUCGAUAAAGUCCGCAAAGGUUUGACCGUGGUCAUCCGCUGUCCAGACAGCAACAACACCAACAGCACCACAGGCGGAACAGCCCUGCCCAAGUUUGCCAUCCGAGGAAUGUUGAAAACCUUCGGUCUGCACGGAGUGGUUCUGGACGUGGACUCAGUGAAUGAGCUGGUACAGGUAGAGACGUACCUGCGCAGUGAGGGGGUGCUGGUAAGGUACUGGUAUCCCAUUGAGAUGCUGGAGCGUCCCCCUGUUGGAUCCCGCCGUACUGCUGCCAAUGGCCUUGUUAAUCUCGACAGCAGUAACAUCCAGAUCCAUAGGGAGCUUCUGCGCUGUGAGAGUGCCCUUGCUCGGCUUUACUGCCGCAUGGCGCUACUCAACAUCUUUGCCCCCAAGAGCCCCCACACCUUCACCCGCCUCCUCCACAUCCCAGCCAUUAGAGACAUCACUCUGGAACACCUGCAGCUGCUGUCCAAUCAGCUGCUAGCUCCGCCUCUGCCUGAUGGCACCAUCAGCUCCAGCGCCAUCCUGCUGGCCCAGUCUCUACUCCACAAUCUGCAGGGCCAGAGCUGUUCUCCCACAGAACUGUUUUACCAGGGCAACGCACAGCCCAUCCGGGAGUGGCUCACCGUGGCCAUCACCCGCGCCCUGCACCAGGGGGAGGAGAGCCUGCUGGAGCUCACCAAGCAGAUCUGUUGCUUCCUACAGAAUGCACCAGAGCAGUUCACUUCAGAGGACUUCCCGGUAUCAGAGUCAAAGGUCAGCAUGGAUGUCAACUUCCCGGGUGCUGCCUUCGUGAUCGUCUCCUGCAAAGAGAGCCAACUAGGCUGCCGCAAAGACUCCUCCCUGUACAAAGCCCCAUGGGCGCGGGUUAUGGUUUAUGGCCUUGGUCACAAGGUGCGCAGGAACGGCCAGCUCAACCUGAUGGAGGCGGUGUGCUACCCUCUGGAUGCUUCACCCUCCAACACAGGCCUCACCCCCCCUCCCACUACCAACCAGUUCCCCACUGUCAUCAUCCCCACCGACAAAGUGCACAUCAAACUGGGGGUGUCGCCCCCUCCUGGCGCGGUGCUGGUGCUGCACUCCCUGCCAUUGGAGUUCCCCCUGGCUAUGGCGUUUGCUGAGCAGCUGCUGACGUGGAAGCUAGGGGAGAAUAAUGAGCACUCUGAGGAGGAGCUGGACACUGUGCCCUCGUCUGUGCUGCUGCAGGUGGUGGAGCUGCUCGGUGGGCUGUUAUGGACCACAGAUCUGGCCCCCUGCAUCAAGGAACUCUCCUUCCACCUGCUGGCUGAGCUCUUCCGUAAGAUCCACCACCUGGAGCAGCGGAAAAGCCCUGCAGGCCUGUCCAGCUCCAUCGCUCUGUUGCUUAACCCCUGCCUGGCCGUGCUCAUGGCCCUGCAGACAGAGCUCCGCAAGCUGUAUGACCGGGAGACCCAGGGCUGGGUGGCUGCAGGGGCCGGAGCAGGGGGCUCCUCCUCUGGUGGCAGUGGCCUGGCCCUGGGGACUGAGCAGAGCAGAUUCUCCACCUACUUCCACGCCCUGAUGGAGGUGUGCCUGGCUGUAGCUGAGGUCACCGUCCCCCUCAACAUGGGGUGCUCAGGAGUGGGAGCCCUGUCCUCCACCAGUGCCCCUAAUCUCAGCGACUCCUCUUCAUCCUCCUCCUCCUCCCCAGGCCAGACCCCCCAGAGCCCCAGCCUGCUCUCCAAGCGUAAGAAGGUGAAGAUGAAGAGGGAGCGUGCGGCAGCAGCAGUGGCCGCAGUGGCCUCAGGGAAGAAGGGUUCUGCUGGAGGGGCUCGUCUGUCAGAGAGCGACAGCGCCCUGCUCAACAUGGCCGGUAGUAAACCUGAGGACAUGCUGUGGUUCCACCGUGGCCUCACCCUGCUCAUGAUCCUCCGUCACCUGGCCAACAAGGAUCCCCAGGGGCUGAGUGUGACAAGUGAUGCUGUGACGGACGCCUGCCAGGCCCUGGUGGGACCUACCGCUCACAGCCGUCUGCUGGUGCUCUCUGGCAUCCCUACCCACCUGGAGGAGGCUGUGGUGCGCAGCGCCAUCCGCAGAGCCUGCCAUGCCCACGGGGGACUCUUCAAGGACGAGAUCUUCAUCCCCCUGCAGGAGGAAGAACCUAAGAAGCCCAAGGCAGGAGCCGGGGUGUCCACCCCCCUGGACGGCAAAGCAGCCCCCGAGCCUGGGCGCCCCUUCCCCAGCAACGAGAGCCCAGACAGCUCCAGCAGCGUGACUCCAGCCAUGAGUGUCUCGGCCUCGGCCUCCACCAGCCAGACCUCCAUCUGCAGCUCCUCUCAGGGGGGCGUGACCCGCACCGCCAGUGAGCUCUCUGUGGACCAGGAGCUGCUGGCUGCCCCACCUCUCACCCCUGUGGCUGCAGCCUCGACCGUCCCCUCCCCACAGCAAGCGCCCCUGGAUCCCCACACGGUGUCCAGCCAGGAGAGCCUGGAUAUCUCCCUGUGUAGCACGGGGAGCCUGGGCAGUCUUGGCAGCCUGGGGGAACCUCUGGACAACGCAGAAAGAGCCUCUGUGUCAGACGGGGGCUCCAUGUACUCCAGCACCUCCAUCUUGGCCCGGCCCAUCAAGGGCUAUGCUGUCAUAGAGGUUCGCGCCCGAGCCAAAGUGGAAAAGAUCCGCGCUAGCCUCUUCAACAGCAGCGACUUGAUUGGCUUAUCCAGCCUGGAGGGUGAGGAGGAGCUGAUGGAGCUGACCAAUGAGGAGAUCCUCACAGCCUCCAGCGUCAACCAAAGCUUGUUUGACACACAGGGUAGCUCCGCCCUUGAGGACUACUUCCUGAACAAGUCUCUCAGAGGGGACAAGUUGGUUCCAAGUGCACGAGACGUGCUGAUGGACAUCUUCAAGAGUUGUGUCCACAAAGAGCAGAUGCUCAGCCUCACACCAGCCAAGCCUGUCAAAGUGUCAGACAUCUACUUGAGCAAGGAGCAGAUCACCUCCCAGACCACUGGAAACCUCCUCCACGUCUUCUUUACUAAUGUACGGCCGCCCAAGAAGGUGCUGGAGGACCAACUGACGCAGAUUCUGCGUAAAUAUGGCACCCCCAAGCCCAACAAGAACAAAUACAGCAAGGCGGGUAAGGAACAGCACGCAGGCAAGGUUGUGAGCACCAAGAGACCAAUCACCAAACCACCCAGCAAGGAGAAGUCUGUGCUCAACAGCGUCAGGACUGCACUGAGUGAGAAGAAGACUGUACUGAAGCCCAAGUCCCCUGAGAAAUCCAGGCCUGAUGAGAAGGACACAGAGAAAUCUCCUGCCAAGAAGCCUGAAGUCCCAGAGGAGAAGUACUUGACUCUGGAGGGCUUCCAUAAGUUUGCUGUGGACCGGGCCAAGCAGGACAUCCGUAGCGUGUGGAGGGCCAUUCUGGCCUGCGGUUACGACCUUCACUUUGAAAGAUGUACCUGUAUAGACACGCGGCAUGCCCAGAAGGCCUGUAGGAGGUGGAGUCUGGAGAUGGACGUAGCGUUGGUUCAGUACAUUAACAGGCUGUGUGGUCACCUGGCCAUCACACCUGCCAGGCUGCACCCCCAUGAGGCCUACCUGGAGCCCAGUGACGUCGCUGACCCACGCGUGGCCUGUCUUCUUAAUGUGCCUGUGGAGAGCCUGCGUCUGCGCUUUGCUCUACUGCAGUCUCUCAACAACACCCUGGAGAGUUUCUUCCUGCCCCUGGUGGAGCUGAGACAAACACACACCUACCAGAACAGCAUCGCAGCACUGCUCUCUGGGGCCAAAGGCCUGGUGUUCUAUGAUAACAAAGUGAUAGUGAUGAACCAGGUGUUGAACGCCACAGUACAGCGGACUGCAGACCACGCUGCCCCCGAGAUCACACUGGACCCUCUGGAGAUUGUUGGAGGAGAGAUCCGUUCCUCAGAGAACACCUACUUCUGCCAGGCGGCACGCCAGCUAGCCUGUGUGCCCUCGUCCCAGCUGUGUGUGAAGCUGGCCAGCGGAGGAGACCCCACCUAUGCCUUCAACAUCCGCUUCACUGGAGAGGAGGUCCACGGCACCAGCGGCUCCUUUCGUCACUUCCUGUGGCAGGUGUGUAAGGAACUCCAGAGCUCCGCCCUCUCCCUGCUGCUCCCCUGCCCCAGUGCAGCAGCCAACCGCAACAAGGGGAAGUAUAUUCUGACGCCCUGUCCGAUCAGCUAUGCGGAGGAGCAGCUGCUGCAGUUCUUUGGCCAGCUGUUGGGCAUCGCCAUCAGGGCAGACGUGCCCCUGCCCCUGGACCUGCUGGGCUCCUUCUGGAAGAGCCUGGUGGGCGAGCCUCUGGACCCAGAGCAGGACCUGCAGGAGGCCGACCUGCUCACAUACAACUACGUCAAGAAGUUUGAGGGUGUGAGUGACGAGGACGAUCUGGAGGCCCUGUGUGCAGAGAUCUCGACCCAGCACCACUCAGGAGAGAGUCCUGACUCCCCCAGCCGGCCCUGCUGCACCUUCACCUACAUCACUAUGACUGGAGAGGAGGUGGACCUGUGCCAGGGGGGUCACAACCUUGGUGUCAGCUGGCAGAAUAAGGAUGUGUAUGCGCGAGCAGUGCGGGGCCUGCGCCUGCGGGAGCUGCAGAAUGUGGAGUGUAUGACAGCGGUGCGUGCGGGCCUGGGCUCCAUCAUCCCCCUGCAGCUCAUCACCAUGCUCAGCCCCCUGGAGGUGGAGCUACGAACCUGUGGCCUGCCCUACAUCAACCUGGAGUUUCUCAAGGCUCACACCAUGUAUCAGGUGGGUCUGAUGGAGACCGACCAGCACAUUGAGUUCUUCUGGAUGGCGCUGGAAGUGUUCACUCAGGAGGAGCUCUGCAAGUUCAUCAAGUUUGCCUGCAACCAGGAGCGCGUCCCCUUCACCUGCCCCUGCAAGGACGGGGGCCCAGACACUGCCCACGUACCCCCCUACCCCAUGAAGAUCGCCCCUCCGGACGGGGGAGCAGGUUCGCCAGACUCUCGCUACAUCCGGGUGGAGACCUGUAUGUUUAUGGUGAAGCUGCCCCAGUACAGCUCCCUGGAUGUGAUGCUGGAGAAGCUGCGCUACGCCAUCCACUACCGUGAGGACCCUCUCAGCGGCUAAAGGGACCUGAUGGAUGGAGUACACCACCUCCAUAUAAAUGCAGCUUCAACACCAACUCUACUAUUUAUUACCAAUACAGCCCCACCUUCUCAACCCCUCUUCUGCCCAACUUUACUUUCACCCUCUCCUGGAACUACUCACAGAACAGAAGGCCAACCUGCUUCACCAAGAAGACACUGAAGCUUUUCUUUUUUCUACUUGUUUUAUGUUUGGCUUUGUGCCCGUGCUUCAUUUCAAAAACAUUCUAAUCAGGUUGAGCAUUUCAGGAGUGUGUUUUGACUAUUUUUUUCAGAGCUGAUGUAGGGGAGUUCAACCCCACUUUCCUUGACACUAACGUUGUUAUCUCUUCUGUUUUGGAGUGGCAGUGAGCUGACUGAUCACUACACACAUAGUGGGAGGGACCUGUGACAGGGCACAUACCCUUUUUGAUUAUAGGGAAAGUUACUCUCUUCCACCUUAUUUCCCCUCACUUUUCUCCCCAUCCCUCUUUCAGAGGACUUGGUGUGGUCUUCUAGUUAGUUCUUACUGCUUCCCUCCCACCCUUCCAGAGGGUACUCUUUCUAAGGCAUGCCUUUACCACAAGCACCUCCUCCUCAAGAAGGGGAGAGGGAGGCUCUGUGUGAAAAGGAAACUCAAAAUAUUCAAGGCUUGUGCAUUGUUUGAUGUUUGACAUAGAAGUCCACUUAAUAUCUAAAAGGAACUCUACGAAUUUUUUACCAGGUCAGCUCUCUGCAGUCAAAACGUUGACAAGCACUCUAUAUGAUAUUAUAUAGUUACUGCCUGUAAAGAUGGACUGCUAAAAGACAUAACUAACUAUCAGCCUAUAUUUACAGUGAAUAUGGUUUAUUUAAGUCUAUAAAGAGGGUAUGUAUAUAAGUCUUGUAAAAAGUCAUAUUAAUCUAUUACGUGAGUUUGCAGUUUUGAGUUUUGAAACUAUCCUAGUAGCCGUGGCAGCAGGGUAAGGUCAGGUACACUGAAGUUGGACUAACAGACUAAAGCUCUACCUGGUUGUCAAGUCUGGCUUUCUGGGUUGCCAGGUCUGCUAUACUUGCAUUUCAGGUUGUGAAACUUGUGUUGCUUUGUGAAAUUUGAGGGAGAUGUUGUUAUCCCGAGCUGCCCUCCCACACUGCUUGUGUGCUACUGAAUGUGUUUCCCGAAUCCCCCCGCCAAACACACACAAUCCACUCACCAGGGGGUCUAGCCUUUUUAUAUAUUUCCUGUGAUGAAUGAGCAGUGGUUCUGCUGCUUUUUUGUUUGUUUUAUUUGACCCAUAACCAAAAUGUUUUAGCUGUGUAAAGACUUCACUAAAGGAAACAUGUAAAUAGACUUCUACAUUAUAUUUGAUGGCAUUUUUUUAUUUUAUUACUGCUUCACUUCAACAAUUAAUUUUUGUUUUGUUUUGUUCUGCGCUAUUCUUCCAGGGAAAAAAUAUGAUUAUAAUGAUAUAUCUAGGAUAUUCUUUAUUGGAUAUCCAGUUUGUUGGGUUUUGAUUUUUUACCAAUUUUGAAAUGACUAGUUAUAUGUCACCUUAAUGUCUUGGAACUCAGAUGGAUUAUAUCGCUCAUUCCCUUCUACUCCAUGGUGAAACGUUUUCUUGUGUGAGUUAAACAGCCAUUUGACUUGGAUGGGACUUGAAGAACACAAUGAGAGCUACCACAAAAUAUUUAAGAUGGAUGUUUGGAUUGCUUGCCAAAUUAGUUUGGUUUUGUUCUUUUAAAGGGUAAAUCGCUGCUAACAAGGACACUCUCUUGCUGUUCUUACCUCCUUUUGGAGGAUUUGAAUAGACCAUUAAAACGGACAUAUUCAUACAAAGGGGUGUUGCGAUAAGAAAAUGUGUGCUGUACAUUUACUUGAUAUUUAUUACAAUUAUUUAUGUUUGCAUUAACUUAACUUUUACUGUCUUACCUCUGCACAUCAGAAACAUAACACAGAUCUCUAAAUGGAUUAUAGAGGGGUAAAGAAUAAGAUGGCGUUUGAGAUUUCUGUGUCACAAUAAAA
Messenger RNA from Salvelinus namaycush (lake trout), 15797 nucleotides. RefSeq names its product probable E3 ubiquitin-protein ligase HECTD4. Gene Ontology annotation, molecular function: ubiquitin-protein transferase activity. Bases 498 to 13799 code for a protein of 4433 amino acids. The record is from RefSeq and is a predicted model, not a curated record. NCBI's taxonomy places the organism in Eukaryota, Metazoa, Chordata, Actinopteri, Salmoniformes, Salmonidae. The transcript has 76 exons.